Molecule: messenger RNA, 1440 nt
Organism: Populus nigra (black poplar)
Lineage: Eukaryota; Viridiplantae; Streptophyta; Magnoliopsida; Malpighiales; Salicaceae
Product: putative disease resistance protein At1g50180
Exons: 5
Coding region: 1-1440 (479 amino acids)
Biological process (GO): defense response to other organism
Molecular function (GO): ADP binding
Source: RefSeq, a predicted model, not a curated record
AUGGCAGAUGCAGCAAUGAGUCUUGCUAUUGACAAGUUGGUUCAUUUGCUAACUCACAAAGUGAAACUACUGAAAGGAGUCCAUAAAAAAGUUGCUUGUAUCAAAGACGAUCUGGAAAUCAUCAGGGCUUUCCUAAAAGAUGCGGAUUCAAAGGCAGAUAAAGAAGGAAUCAGUGAAGGUGUGAAAGCAUGGGUAAAACAAGUAAGAGAAGUAGCUUACUGCAUUGAAGAUGUCAUUGAUACGUACAUGGUUGAAGCCUGUGCGGCACAACAUCGUGAUCAACAACGUGGAUUAAUGGGCUCCAUCCUGUAUAGCAUCUGUUCCUUGGUUAGCAAAUUGAAACCGCGUCAUGAGAUGGUAUCAGGGAUUCAAGAUAUCAUAGCAAGACUUCAAGAAAUGAAAGAUAGAAGUGAAAGAUUCCGGUUCAUUUCUUCAGAGCAUGUCACGUCAAGUUGCAAUGCGACAACAGUCUUAUUGCAUGAUCCCCGAGAAGAAUCUCUUUUCAUUGAAGAAGGGAAGACCACUCUGGCUAAGAAGGUGUAUGACAAUCACAAAGUGAAGAAGCACUUUGGAUGUCAGAAUAUCUACUAUCUCAUUGUAUUUGACAAUGAAUGGGAAAUUGGCUUCUGGGGAGAUGUGGAGCAUGCUUUGUUCAACAAUGAUAACGGAAUUCAUGUCUAUCAGAUGGAACCUCUGCCUCAACAAGAGGCACGGGAACUCUUUUGCAAGAAGGCAUUCAAGUUUGACUUUCAAGGGAAAUGUCCUAAAGAUUUGGAGGCAUUAUCUCAUAACAUUGUUAGAAGGUGUGGAGGAUUGCGAUUAGCAAUUGUGGCUGUUGGUGGACUUCUAGCAACCAAGGAAAAGGUGGUUCUCGAAUGGAAAAGGUUGCUUGAUAACCUCGGUUCAGCACUGGUUUGUGAUCCGCAUGUUGAGAAUGUCACAAAAAUUCUCUUCCUUAGUUACAAUGAUCUGCCUUACCACCUCAAAUCUUGUUUCUUAUACUUCGGCAUAGCACGGCGACUCUCCAUAAGCAAACAAGUGAUUAGUAACAUUUCGAGGAGAGCAGCACCACCAAGUCUCAAACUCGCUCACAUCUUUCAAGCUUUGCCCAGUUUAAAAUCUCUUGGGCUCUUUUGUGGAUACGAUGAAGAGGAAGUGCAUUUUGAAGGAGGGUUUCUUAAGCUCAAGUGGCUUUCUCUUUCUGGAUUGAAUUCCAUUAUAAUAGAAAAAGGAGCUUUGCCCCUUCUUCAAGAGCUAGCUAUAGGAGCUUGCCCGCAACAGAGACAGGUGCCUUCAGCAAUCCAACACUUGAAAAACCUCAAAGAAUUGUCAUUUGCAGGGAUGCCAGAUGACUCCACCCAAAGAUUGCCAUGCAAUGGAGGGGAAAGACUACUGGAUGGUCAAGAAUGUACCAUGUCUCCAAUACGACGGGAUUUAUGA